Molecule: messenger RNA, 741 nt
Organism: Nelumbo nucifera (sacred lotus)
Lineage: Eukaryota; Viridiplantae; Streptophyta; Magnoliopsida; Proteales; Nelumbonaceae
Product: heterodimeric geranylgeranyl pyrophosphate synthase large subunit 1, chloroplastic-like
Biological process (GO): isoprenoid biosynthetic process
Molecular function (GO): prenyltransferase activity
Source: RefSeq, a predicted model, not a curated record
AUGCCACCGAACCACUCAGGCUCGGUGUUCCAUUUUGAGGAAUACAUGGCCACAAAGGAUGAAAGGGUGAACAAGUCUCUGGACGAGGUUGUUCCUCUAAGACAACCACUCAAGAUACAUGAGGCCAUGAGGUAUUCAUUGUUGGUUGGCGGGAAGCACAUUCACCCCAUCCUGUGCAUCACAUCCUGUGAGCUAGUGGGAGGGGAUGAGUCGCUAGCUCUUCCUAUGGCAUGUGCAGUCGAGAUGAUUCAUACCAUGACUCUCAUACACAAUGACCUCCCUUGCAUGGACAACGGUGAUCUGAGACGAGGCAAGCCCACCAACCAUAAGGUUUUUGGGGAAGCCAUAGCUGUUCUGGCCAAGGAUGCACUGUUUUCCCUUGCCUUUGAGCAUGUCGUAGCUAGGACCAUCGAUGUGCCGCCGGAGUUUGUUGUCCAGGUAGAGGCUGAACUGGGUGCAGCAAUUGGGUCUGAUGAACUUGUGGUAAGCCAAAUUGUUGACAUUGCCUGUAAGGGACAACAAGUAAUGGAUCUAAAGGAAUUAGAGUACAUUCAUGUCCACAAGACUGUAAAGCUGCUUGAAGCUUCGGCCGUCUGUGGAAUGAUCAUGGGCGGAGGAAGCAUGGCCGAGGUGGAGAGGGUGAGAAGGUAUGCCAAGUGCACUGGUUUGCUGUUUCAGGUAGUGGAUGAUAUUUUGGGUAUUAGAAAGGUUCCCAAAAUUGAGCUUAUUCCAAACUCUUAG